Molecule: messenger RNA, 2980 nt
Organism: Carlito syrichta (Philippine tarsier)
Lineage: Eukaryota; Metazoa; Chordata; Mammalia; Primates; Tarsiidae
Gene: MLLT1
Product: MLLT1, super elongation complex subunit
Exons: 13
Coding region: 1-1929 (642 amino acids)
Biological process (GO): regulation of DNA-templated transcription
Cellular component (GO): super elongation complex
Source: RefSeq, a predicted model, not a curated record
AUGUGGUCUCUGCUCUCGGAGUCCACAGGACCGCAGGAACAGCAUGGGGACAGGGCGGAGGGGCUGCUGUGGAUUGCCCGAAGUUCUGUGGAAGAUCCCGGGUGGAGUGGAACUAGCCCGAGCCACCUUAUGUUUCAGGCAGAGUGGCAGACACGUGCCGGCGGGGAGCAUGCCUGCCAAGGCUGCAGGUUUGAGGGUGCAUCACGGUGCUGGGGGUCUAUAUUGCCAUGGCCUCGUGCUGACCCUGUCCCCGCCUCUCUCUCCUUCCAGUGCACCGUCCAGGUGAAGUUAGAGCUUGGGCACCGUGCCCAGCUGCGCAAGAAGCCCACCACAGAGGGGUUCACCCACGACUGGAUGGUGUUUGUCCGUGGCCCCGAGCAGUGUGAGAUUCAGCACUUCGUGGAGAAGGUGGUCUUCUGGCUGCACGACAGCUUCCCCAAGCCCAGACGUGUGUGCAAGGAGCCCCCCUACAAAGUGGAGGAGUCGGGGUAUGCUGGCUUCAUCAUGCCCAUCGAGGUGCACUUCAAAAACAAGGAGGAGCCCCGGAAGGUGUGCUUUACCUACGACUUGUUCCUGAACCUGGAGGGCAACCCACCUGUGAACCACCUGCGCUGCGAGAAGCUCACCUUCAACAACCCCACCACGGAGUUCCGGUACAAGCUCCUGCGGGCUGGCGGGGUGAUGGUAAUGCCCGAAGGAGCAGAAACGGUGUCCAGGCCCAGUCCCGACUACCCCAUGUUACCCACAAUUCCACUCUCUGCCUUCUCUGACCCCAAGAAGACCAAACCGUCCCACGGCUCCAAGGACGCCAACAAGGAGAGCGGCAAGGCCUCCAAGCCGCACAAGGUGACCAAGGAGCACCGGGAGCGGCCCCGCAAGGACUCGGAGAGCAGGAGCUCCUCCAAGGAGCUGGAGCGCGAGCAGGCCAAGGGCUCCAAGGACGCCGCGCGCAAGCUGGCCGAGGGCCGGCUGCCCAAGGAGGAGAAGGCGCCGCCGCCCAAGGCCGCCUUCAAGGAGCCCAAGAUGGCCCUGAAAGAGACCAAGCUGGAGAGCAUGUCCCCCAAGGGGGGUCCCCAAGCCCCGCCCCCGCCCAAGGCUUCCAGCAAGCGGCCUGCCCCCGCGGACUCGCCGAAGCCCAGCACCAAGAAGCCGAAGAAGAGCAGCUCGAAGGGGUCCCGGAGCGCCCCAGGCACCUCGCCCCGCACCUCGUCGUCCUCCUUUCCGGACAAGAAGCCGGCGAAGGACAAGAGCAGCGCCAGAGGCGAGAAGGUGAAAACCGAGAGCGAGCCUCGGGAGGUCAAGAAGGCCCUGGAGGUGGAGGAGUCCAACUCGGAGGACGAGGCCUCCUUCAAGUCGGAGUCCGCCCAGUCGAGCCCAUCCAACUCCAGCUCCAGCUCCGACUCCAGCUCCGACUCGGACUUCGAGCCAUCUCAGAACCACAGUCAAGGACCCCUGCGCUCCAUGGUGGAGGACCUGCAGUCCGAGGAGUCUGACGAGGAUGACUCUUCGUCUGGCGAGGAAGCUGCUGUCAAGACAAACCCAGGAAGGGACUCCAGGCUGAGUUUCAGUGACAGCGAGAGUGACAACAGUGCCGAUUCCUGUCUGCCCGGCCGUGAGCCUCCACCCCCCCAGAAGCCACCCCCACCCAACAGCAAGGCGUCAGGCCGGAGGAGCCCGGAGUCCUGCAGCAAGCCUGAGAAGAUCCUCAAGAAGGGCACCUACGACAAGGCCUACACAGAUGAGCUGGUGGAGCUGCACCGGAGGCUGAUGGCCCUGCGGGAGCGCAACGUGCUGCAGCAGAUCGUGAACCUGAUCGAGGAGACCGGCCACUUCAAUGUCACCAACACCACCUUUGACUUCGACCUCUUCUCCCUGGACGAAACCACCGUGCGCAAGCUGCAGAGCUACCUGGAGGCCGUGGCCACAUGACCCCGGGCCGGGUGCCAGGGCCCCGGUACCGGGGUCCUGGGGGGCCGCGGCCAGGCCCCGCCUGCCCUCCUCUCUCUGGACGCGCCUGCCCGCAGCACUGCCUUAGUGACCGCCCUGUCCUCGGCCCUCACAGCCAGCUGCACUUUCCUCAGUGGCUCCCCACCUGCCUCCCUACCCCCUUGCCGGGAGCCCUGGGGCCAAGGGGGCCAGGCUGGCACUGCUGCUCCCAGCCACACGCCAGCUGCCCCCUGGGCUCCCCUUGGAGAGCAGCUUGUGUCGAAGGCAGCUCCAGGCCUCACUCCCGAGAGGGGAGGCAGUGGGCAUGGCUGGGGCCCUUUUCCCGGCCUGUGACUGUGUGGCACCACGUCACUGCCCAGGCAUCUCUAAGCAGCUGGGCGGACUGCUGGGGGCCGUCUCCAGCCGCCCUGAACGGUUCAGAACACAUCCUCUGCCCGCCCAGCCCGGGAAGGCCCCGCCUGUGUGUCUGCGUCGUCCCGUGUGGCCCCAGUGCAGGCCCCCCGUGGGCUGUCUGGCCACGUGCUGUAUAGUUCUCUCUAUAUUAUAUAUGUGUGUGCACUGUCUGUUCGAGAGCGGUUUCUGGUGUGCGUUUCUGUGGCAGCAGUGCACGUGGGGGUGGGGGGCGUGAGGUGGGGCUUGUAGGUUAAGAUGUCUCCGUGGUCUUGUGUGGGCUGGAGGCCGAGCCAGGCGUGGCAGCCGGCCCUCCCCUCGCGUGGAGGAAUCCUCCCGGUGCGGGUCCAAGGACGCCGCUGCCCCCUUCCGGGCUCCCGGCCAACACUACGAUGGUCGCUAGUCCUCAGGGCACCAGGAAGCCGCCCUGCUCUGCCCUCGGGGUCUACUUGGACUACACCGUCUCCAGGGACAGACUCUGCAGCAGCCCUGGGGCUCGGCCUCCUCCCAUAGGAUCCUCUUCCUCCCUUUUGUUGAUCAAGUCUUCGAACUUUAAAAAAAUGAGCUUUUGCCAAAUAAGACGGGAUAGUUUGUGGAGUUUUCCGAGGCGCAUUGGACUCCAAGUCAGCCCCUCACGCCGGGG